AUGGAGUCGUUAAUAAGCGGGGUGGAUUUGUCUGAAGAUGAAGCUGAGGCCUCUCUUGAUUUCUUGUUGGACGGUGCUGAUGAGGCUUUGAUUAGCGCGUUUUUGGUGCUUUUGAGAGCUAAAGGAGAAACCUAUGAAGAAGUAGUUGGGCUAGCAAGAGGUAUGGUAAAACACUGCAAGAAAGUGGAGGGACUUGUUGAUGCUGUGGACAUUGUUGGGACUGGCGGUGAUGGAGCAAAUACUGUGAAUAUCUCAACCGGGGCCUCGAUUCUUGCUGCAGCUUGUGGAGCCAAAGUUGCUAAGCAAGGUAAUCGGUCUAGCUCAUCUGCUUGUGGUAGUGCCGAUGUACUCGAAGCUUUGGGAGUUGAAAUUAAUUUGGAACCUGAGGGGGUUGCUAGGUGUGUCAAUGAAGUAGGGAUCGGCUUUAUGAUGGCUCCAGUUUAUCACCCAGCAAUGCAAAUCGUUAGACCUAUCAGGAAAAAGCUCAAAGUGAAGACAGUGUUCAAUAUCUUAGGCCCCAUGUUGAACCCAGCUAGUGUCUCGUAUGCCGUUGUUGGUGUGUACAAGGAAGAAUUGGUGCAUAAGAUGGCAAAAGCACUUCAAAGAUUCGGCAUGAAAAGAGCACUGAUUGUUCACUCAGAGGGACUGGACGAAAUGAGUCCACUCGGGCCCGGAUUAGUCCUUGAUGUAUCUCCAAAUAAGAUAGAGAAGUUCGAAUUUGAUCCAUUGGAUUUUGGUAUUCCCCGAUGCACUCUGGACGAUUUACGAGGCGGAGACCCUGACUACAAUGCUGAAGUUCUUAAACGCGUACUGUCAGGAGAAAAGGGCCCUAUAGCCGAUGCAUUGUCGAAAUUCUCCAUGGUCCGACUAAAAGUCGUCGGAAUCGGGGUUGGAGAUCUUGGUUUUAGCCAUGAAAUUUAG
Striga hermonthica is the source of this 921-nucleotide messenger RNA. The record is from the annotation of a GenBank genome assembly. Lineage: Eukaryota; Viridiplantae; Streptophyta; Magnoliopsida; Lamiales; Orobanchaceae.